CGCGAGACGCCGCUCGCCCCGCCCCUUCCGGUGAUGGCCGCGCGGCCGGCGCAGCAGCAUGCACUCCGACGACGUUGUGUGGGACACGCUGGGGAACAAGCAGUUCUGCUCCUACAAGAUCAGGACGAAGACGCAGAGCUUCUGCCGCAAUGAGUACAACCUGACCGGGCUCUGCAACCGCUCCUCCUGCCCGCUGGCCAACAGCCAGUACGCCACCGUCAGGGAGGAGAAAGGCCGCUGUUACCUCUACAUGAAGACGAUCGAGCGGGCGCCUUUUCCCAGCCGACUGUGGGAGCGGGUCCUGCUGAGCAAGAACUAUGAGAAAGCACUGGAGGAGAUAGACGAGAAUCUCAUCUACUGGCCCCGCUUCAUCCGGCACAAAUGCAAGCAGCGCUUCACCAAGAUAACGCAGUACCUCAUCCGCAUCCGGAAGCUGACGCUGAAGCGACAGAGGAAAAUCGUUCCCUUAAGCAGAAAGAUUGAAAGGCGGGAGAAAAGAAGAGAGGAGAAAGCCCUGGUCGCCGCUCAGCUGGACAACGCCAUCGAGAAGGAAUUGCUGGAGAGACUGAAGCAGGACACGUACGGAGACAUUUACAACUUCCCCAUCCACGCCUUCGACAAAGCUCUGCAGCAGCAAGACGCAGAAAGCGAGAGCGAGUCCGACGUGGAAAAGGACGAGGAAGACGACGAGGAGGUAACGGAAAGAGAUGAAAGGGAGUUUGUGGAAGCAGAUGACAGCGACAUCAGUGACUUUGAGGACAUGGACAAGUUGGAGGCGAGUAGCGAAGAGGAGCAGGAAGAUGAGGAAGAAACAGAGAAGAAAGCGCACUCCAACUCCAAGGGAAAAACCCCCCUGAAAGGACCAACCAGAAGAAAACGUCCCCACCUUGAAAUCGAGUAUGAAAAAGAAACAGAGCCAGCGGCCAAGACUAAAGCCUCCUGACUCCCUCCCGGACUGGCAUCGUUUUACUGACUGGCAGCACACCACGUCUGUCCUCCGGAACUCCUCCAGCUUCACCACUCUGAGCGCAGCCAUCAGAAGUUACUUGUCCAAUAUUCCAGAGUAAUAACUCCCUCUUUUUUUUUUUU
Cygnus atratus (black swan) is the source of this 1089-nucleotide messenger RNA. RefSeq names its product MAK16 homolog (gene MAK16). Gene Ontology annotation, biological process: maturation of 5.8S rRNA; maturation of LSU-rRNA. Bases 59 to 943 code for a protein of 294 amino acids. Gene Ontology annotation, cellular component: nucleolus; preribosome, large subunit precursor. The transcript has 10 exons. Lineage: Eukaryota; Metazoa; Chordata; Aves; Anseriformes; Anatidae. The record is from RefSeq and is a predicted model, not a curated record.